Diaporthe batatas is the source of this 2382-nucleotide messenger RNA. RefSeq lists its product as uncharacterized. The coding region runs from base 1 to 2382 and encodes 793 amino acids. The transcript is spliced from 4 exons. The record is from RefSeq and is a predicted model, not a curated record. Gene Ontology annotation, cellular component: cytoplasm. Lineage: Eukaryota; Fungi; Ascomycota; Sordariomycetes; Diaporthales; Diaporthaceae.
AUGGCACCGAGCCUCUUGACCCUCAAGUCUAUCAGGCGACGAUCAAAAGCAAGCUUCAAAACAGAAAAGUCCGCCACAGACGCCAACGAUACCUCUAGCGAUGCAAGCAACGGCCAGACCCCAACCAGUGGCUCAUUGACCCCUCCCUCUCUUGCGCCGUCCGUGGCAGGCCAGUCGGAUCCCGCCCUGAACCACCAGCUGUCCAGGGAGAAGCUCAAUGGCGAUCUGUUGGCCCCACCAGUCCCUCCGAUUCCCCCUUUCCGUCCACCACUGCGUUCUGCUACCAAUGGUUCUGGUUCCAACCGGAACAGCGUCUCGGGCAUGACGGGGCUGGGGUCGCCGUCGAUGGGCGGCCGCGGGCCCUAUCCGCAACUACCUGUGUCGCCCUAUGCGCCCCAGAUUGAUAACAUUAGGCACGGAGCAUGGGUCUCUCAGAAGGUCCUCAUCAUCACGGGUGUGGUGCCCGGGCCGGGCGGGCGAGCCAUCGAUGGCGAGGUCACAAUUUCGCGAAUAGACGACGACUACCCAUCGGUCUCGUGGCCGGUGCACGACUGCCAGUUCAAGGCCCUCGUCUACCUCCAGUCUGGCCUCAACAGGCUGCGUUUCGACUUUGCCAGCCCCAAGCUCCCAAACAGCAACACAACGAAUCCGAUCCACUCUACGCAGCUCACCAUCAAUGUGAUGCCUGUCUCUAACUCUCCGCCGUUGCAGCUGGCUAUACUGCUGGCAAAGGACUCGCCCGGCACUUUCGAUGCACCGCCAGCACGGGCCGAGCGGGAAGGGAACAGCUUGGAGGUGGCCAUUCGGAAAUUCCGCAUGGCUGUUUAUCUGUGGCAGGCGUACACUGCCGAGCAGAUGUUCCGCAACAAGUUUGGCCGUCGCACCUUUAGGUUCGAAGAGGAGUGGACACAGGGCACGACUUGUUCCAGGGACCACGAAACCGGGCGCAUGCGCAAUGAGGCUCGGAUCCAUGUUAUCCGGAUGGACAAGACGCUGGCCGAGAUCCGGGACCUCAACAUUGCACAGCAGUACAAGGACGCUGCGGAUCAGGGCGGGCUGUUCCCGAUCGCAGCCGAGGCUGUGAGGAAGUACUUCGGCCUGAAGCCAGGUCAGCAGCAGUAUGUUUCUUGCAUGUUCCUGGACAGCCAAUGGGACCCCAAGGAGAAGAUCAUCCGGGGACAUGCUGCGCUUGGUAGCUCCAGCGGAGACCUGAAGUUGGCGAUCUUUGGGUCGCACAGCCUGCACAGUUACCCCACAAUGCUGGAGGAGGUCGUUCCGGCCUUCACCGACUGCACUCCCACGGACACCAAGUAUGUCGCCAACGACUGCAACGAGGCGGGCAGCUCCUGGGAGAACGCCAACAUCGGAAUCGGUGCGCACCUGCACGAGACGGGCCACCUCUUCGGCUGCCCACACCAGGCCAAUGGCGUGAUGCUCCGAGAUUACGUCUACCUGCACAGGUCCUUCGUGACCCACGAGGCCUACUGCACCCGGACAAAAUCCAAGGGCGGGCCUGUCGCUCAGGCAGAUGAGUGCACAUGGCACCGCCUCGACCUGUUGCGCUUCCGGGGCCAUCCGUGCUUCUCGCUCCCUAAUGACCCGCCUCGGCACCCCGACGAUUCCGUCCAAGCCUGGCCUAUGGAGGACGGCAAGGUGGCGAUAACAGCGCCAUCUGGCAUAUCCUUCAUCGAGAUUUAUGGCGACGGAGACGACCUGUGCACGACGUGGAUGGAGUGCCCCACCGAAGGCGAACAGAUCAAGCGGCAGCUCGUGGUCACAGAGGAUGACCUUCGGAAGCGUCUCCCCGAGAACAAGCGAAAGGGCAAGAUAAGGCUGUCCGUAAAGUCCCACAGCGGCGGCGACCUGGAGAUCGAGGAUGUGCGGGCCCUAUGUGGGAAGGAAAGCAAGCUGACGGUCGGCAAUGCCGUGACCGGCUGGACGGCGUACCGUAGCAAAAAGUUCGGCAUGAGCCAGAUGGACGGGACUCAGCCGAUCGAAUUUGUGUUUACGAGCGCCACGAAGCAGGAGAGGGUGCUCAGCCGGAUUGUGUUUUACCACGGCGCCGCAUUGGAUGGUAUGGAGUUCAUCUAUGACGACGAUUCGAGACAAGUAUUUGGCAAGGUCGGUGGCAACGUGCAAGUCGGGGUGUUCGAUCUCGACAUCCGCAAGGGCGAGUAUAUUUCAGGCUUCCACAUCCGCUCCGGCUUCUGGGUCGACGGCAUCCAGGUCCUGACGAGUUUGGGCAACCGGUCGCCUUUCUUUGGUAACGCCCACGGGGGAGACAUGCACACCCUCAUCCCACCUUAUGGAUACAACAUCUGCGGCGUGUGGGGAACCUGCGCUCAGUGGAUUGAUGGCUUUGGCGUCAUCAUACGGAAGUGA